AUGGCUCCCAAGAAGAAGAUCGCCGUCAUGACCUCGGGAGGCGACUCCCCGGGAAUGAACGCUGCUGUUCGAGCCGUUGUGCGCAUGUCCCUUCACAUGGGCUGCGAUGCCUUUUGCGUCUACGAGGGAUAUGAGGGCUUGGUACAGGGCGGCAACUUUAUCCGACAGAUGGAGUGGAACGACGUUCGAGGCUACCUUGGAGAAGGUGGUACACUCAUUGGAACUGCUCGAUGCAUGGCCUUCUACGAGCGUCCUGGCCGGUUAACAGCUGCCAAGAACAUGGUUCUGUCUGGCAUUGAUGCUCUAAUUAUCUGCGGUGGUGACGGCUCUCUGACUGGAGCUGACAGAUUCCGAGAUGAGUGGCCUUCUCUCAUUGAGGAGCUUGUUUCCAAGGGUGACUUGACUCAAUCCCAGGUCGCACCUUACAAGCACCUCAACAUUGUUGGACUUGUCGGCUCUAUUGACAAUGAUCUUGCCGGAACUGAUGCCACCAUUGGCUGUUACUCAGCCCUCGCCCGUAUUUGUGAGAUGGUUGAUUACGUUGAGGCGACUGCCUCUUCACACUCGCGCGCUUUCGUUGUCGAGGUCAUGGGCCGACAUUGCGGUUGGUUAGCCCUCAUGGCAGGUGUCGCGACAGGCGCAGACUUUGUCUUUAUCCCUGAGAGACCUGGUGAGCACGACUGGCAAGAGGAUAUGAAGGUCGUUGUUAGAAGACACCGUGAUCUCGGAAAGCGUAAGACAAUCGUUAUUGUCGCUGAAGGCGCGCGCGACAAGGACGGAAAGAAGAUCGGCGCCGAAGAGAUCAAGGACAUCCUGGCCGACAAGAGUGAGGGCGGCCUUGCUCUCGAUACUCGUAUUACCACUCUCGGUCACGUCCAACGAGGUGGAACUGCUGUCGCCUACGACCGAAUGCUGGCUACCCUGCAGGGUGUUGAAGCCGUCAAGGCUGUCCUCGAAGCUACACCAGAGACUGAGACUCCCUUCAUCGCUAUUAACGAGAACAAGAUCGUUCGUAAGCCUCUGAUGAAAGCUGUUGCCGAGACCAAAGAGCUCGCCAAGGCUGUUGAUGCCAAAGAUUUCGAGAAGGCAAUGUCUCUUCGAGACACUGAAUUCGCUGACCAAUGGAACUCUUACAUGCUAACCACCAACGUUAUGGUGGACGAUUCCAAGCUGCCUGAGAAGGAGCGUAUGCGAAUCGGUUUCAUCAACGUCGGUGCCCCUGCUGGUGGCAUGAACGCUGCUGUACGUGCGGCUGUUGCGUACUGUCUUUCAAAGGGCCACGAGCCGCUUGCUAUUCACAACGGUUUCGCUGGAUUUGCCCGACACCAUGACGACAAGCCUCUUGGUGCUGUUCGUCCGUUCGACUGGCUCGAGGUUGACGGUUGGGCAAGCAAGGGUGGUUCCGAGAUUGGCACAAACCGAGAGCUCCCAGGUGAGUCAGGUAUGGAGCUAAUUGCCAACCUGAUUGAGGAACACAACUUCGACGCCCUGUUCCUUGUUGGUGGUUUCGAGGCCUUCCACUCUGUGUCCCAAUUACGCAAGGCCAGGGCCCAGUACCCUUCACUGUGCAUUCCUAUGGUCAUUCUCCCUGCCACCAUCUCCAACAACGUUCCCGGAACAGAAUACUCUCUCGGCUCUGAUACCUGCUUGAACGAGCUUGUCAACUACUGUGACAAGAUCAAGCAGUCCGCGUCUGCUACCCGUCGUCGUGUGUUUGUCAUUGAGACCCAGGGAGGACGUUCCGGUUACAUUGCUACACUAGCCGGUCUUGACGUUGGUGCCUCGGCCGUGUACAUUCCUGAGGAAGGUAUUUCUCUUGAGAUGCUCAACUCAGAUGUCAACUACCUCAAGGAGGUAUUCAAGAAGGACAAGGGCCAAUCACGUGCUGGUCGUCUUAUCCUCGUCAACGAGAAGUCUAGCAAGGUCUACAGCGCUAAGCUGAUCGCGGACAUCAUCCGCGAGGAAGCCCACGACCGAUUUGAGAGCCGAGAGAGCAUUCCCGGUCAUGUCCAGCAGGGUGGUGUUCCUUCGCCCAUGGAUCGUUGCCGAGCCGUCCGUCUGGCCAUCAAGUGUAUGCAACACCUUGAAGGUUAUGGACGUAAUGCGCACAAUCAUGUUAAGAAGGACCCCAAGAGUGCAUCCGUUAUUGGAAUUCAGGGCUCUGAAGUUGUGUUCUCUGGAAUGGAAGAACUAGAACAGAAUGGUACAGACUGGCCAAACCGAAGACCCAAGAUUGCCCACUGGAUGGGCCUGUCUGACGUCGUAGACAUGCUCGCGGGCCGUCCCGACUACCCGAAGCCGGAGAAGAGCUUGACAGGGUUGAUCGCAAAGGACACAAAACGUGGUCUAUAA
Messenger RNA from Fusarium sp. VM40, 2352 nucleotides. The record is from the annotation of a GenBank genome assembly. NCBI's taxonomy places the organism in Eukaryota, Fungi, Ascomycota, Sordariomycetes, Hypocreales, Nectriaceae.